Molecule: messenger RNA, 4987 nt
Organism: Mobula hypostoma (lesser devil ray)
Lineage: Eukaryota; Metazoa; Chordata; Chondrichthyes; Myliobatiformes; Myliobatidae
Product: oocyte zinc finger protein XlCOF6-like
Exons: 4
Coding region: 622-1644 (340 amino acids)
Biological process (GO): regulation of transcription by RNA polymerase II
Cellular component (GO): nucleoplasm
Molecular function (GO): DNA-binding transcription repressor activity, RNA polymerase II-specific; RNA polymerase II cis-regulatory region sequence-specific DNA binding
Source: RefSeq, a predicted model, not a curated record
CACAUUUCGGGCCGAGACCCUUCGUCAGGACUAACUGAAGGAAGACUGAACCUCAGGGCAUGAAAUUAUGAUAUUGUAGCCAUUACCUGGACUUGCUUGCACCUAACAGUCUGAGGGAUUUCACGGAACAAAUUCAUGAAGAGCUGCAGACUAUGCCAAGAAACAAAGGUUGAUUCAGAUAUUCAGCCUUGACUUUGAUCCGGAAUGCCGGCAGAGAUGUUAUGUCAAACAUACUUUUCAGCCCGCCGCCAUUUGCAAGCUCGAGGAGUUGAUCUUCUUCCCACGCUGACAUGGAUGACACGUUAAAAAUGACAAGGAAUUUAUAUGGGAAUUCCAAUAAAACACACCAGUUUUGCUGUCUCUAUCUAGAUAUUUAAGAAGUGGAGCAAGGGAUUCAAUCGACCAUCCUUCCUGCUCAGACAUUGGGAAUGGAUUCAGUCAGUCAUUUCAACUGAAGGUACAUCAGCAAGUUCACACUGGGACAAGGCCAUUCAUCUGUUCUGUGUGUGAGAGGGGAUUCAGACUGUCUUCUCACCUGUGGACACAACAAUCAGUUCACACUGGCCAGAAGCUGGUCAUCUGAAUUUGUGGGAAGGGCUUCACUCGGUCAUCUCUGAGCUAAUGGCUCACCAGCGAGUUCACACCGGGGAGAGGCCGUUCACCUGCUCGGACUGUGGGAAGGGAUUCACUUACUCAUCUAAGCUGAAGGUACAUCAGCGAGUUCACACUGGGGAAAGGCCGUUCACCUGCUCAGUCUGUGGGAAGGGAUUCACUCAGUCAUCCACCCUACAGAGUCACCAGCGAGUUCACACUGGGGAGAAGCCGUUCACCUGCUCAGACUGUGGGAAGGGAUUCACUCAGUCAUCCACCCUACAGAGUCACCAGCGAGUUCACACUGGGGAGAGGCCAUUCACCUGCCCAGACUGUGGGAAAGGAUUCACUUUAUUAUCUCACCUACAGAGACACCAGUCAGUUCACACUGGAAAGAGACCAUUCACCUGCUCAGUCUGUGGGAAGACAUUUACUCAGUCAUCCCACCUACAGAGUCACCAGCGAGUUCACACUGGGGAAAAGCCAUUCACCUGCUUAGACUGUGGGAAGGGAUUCACUUGGUCAUCUGAUCUACUGAGACACCAGCGAUUUCACACUGGGGAGAAGCCAUUCACCUGCUCAGACUGUGGGAAAGGAUUCACUUUAUUAUCUCACCUACGGAGACACCAGUCAAUUCACACCGGGGAGAGGCCGUUCACCUGCUCAGUCUGUGGGAAGACAUUUACUCAAUCAUCCCACCUACAGAGUCACCAGCGUGUUCACACUGGGGAGAGGCCAUUCAGCUGCUCAGUCUGUGGGAAGGGAUUCACUCAGUCAUCCGAACUACAGAGUCACCAGCGAGUUCACACUCAAGAGAAACCGUUCACCUGCUCGGACUGUGGAAAGGGAUUCACUCGAUCAUCCACCCUAUUGGCACACCAGUCAGUUCACACUGGGGAGUGGUCAUUCACCUGCUGUGAAUGUGGGAAGGGAUUCACUCGGUCAUCUCAUCUACUGAAACACCAGCGAGUUCACACUGGGUGGAGGCCGAUCACCUGCUCAAACAUUGGGAAGAGAUUCUCUCAGCCAAAUCAACCAAAUGUGCAUCAGUGAGUUCACACUGGGGAGAGGCCGUUCACCUGCUGUGAAUGCGGGGAGGGAUUCACUCAGUAAUCUAACCUUGUGACAUACUACCAGGUUCACACUGGGGGGAAAGUUUCAAUAAGCUUCAUGCUGGAUAUUUGUCCAUCACCGUUGCUGAAUGCAAUUUCGAGAGUGACUGUCAGUGCUGAACUCUGCAAUUAUUACUGCUGCUCACCACGCCCAGUUCUGCACCCUGGUCACUGGGCAUGGGAGGAGUUUCUUCUGCAGACUGAAGAAGUCGAGCUGACUGUAGUUCUGUCUGAGAUGUUCUUCGCCCCUCAAAUCUCUGGGCUGAGGAAGAAUGACAAUGGUAGUUACCCUCCUUAAUCAUGACUCAUUUCCACAUUAAGGGUGAUUUUCUCUGCUUCUAAAGGGUUGUUAGAAAGCACCCCUGUCCUCUAAAGUCUGAAAGCAGAAUGGGAAACCAUCUGUUGGAUGUUCCAAUGUAGCAGGGUCAGAAACCAGAGGCGGGCCUGCACAGGGCAGAGUUUGGGGCUCCGAACGAAGGUCGGGGUAAGAAUGUAUGAUGAAGAGAAGGAAUCAGCAGCGGGGUGUGGCAACAAAUGACAGAGUCGCAGCAUUUGGAAGCUGAUUGACAGAGAAGAUCUUUCGGUUGUCUGACUGAUGACACAAACAAUACCUGCGGUGAGGUGCUCCACUGGUCGAGGAGCGUAUGUGUUGGGAAUGUUUUUAUCUAUUGAGGGAGUUGUUCCUGCUUGUUUAUCCUGUAAUAUUAUUAAUGGCCUCCUAGAUUCCUUCAGUAUUUUGUGUAUGUGUUGCUUCGAUUUCCAGCAUCCACAGAUUUUCUCCUGUUUUUGAUAAAAACAAAAGCAAGGUCAUAUAAUAUAGCAAGAAAAUAGUGGGAAGUUAGAGGAUUGGAAAGCUUUUACAUAACCAACAGGAGACAACUGAAAAAAACGCAGGAGAGACAAGAUGAAAAAUUACGGUAAGUGAAAUGAUAAUAUCAAGUAUCAAAAGUUGUUCAGAUAUAUAAAGAGUAAAAGGGUGCAAGAGUUGAUAUUGUACCACUGGAAGAUGAUGUUGGCGAGUUAGUAAUGGAACAAAGAAAUAGCGGCCAAAUGUAGUAAGUAUUUUGUGUCAUUCUUCACUGUGUAAGACACCAGCAGUAUAAGACCAUAAGACAUAGAAGCAGAAUUAGGCCAUUCAGCCCCAUUGAGUCUGCACUGCCGUUCUGUCAUGUCUGAUCCCGUUUCUCACUCAACCCCAUGCACCUGCCUCCUUGGCAUAUCCUGUAAUGCCCUGACUGAUCAGCAAACUAUUAGCUUCUGCUUUAAAUGUACCCACAGACUGGGCCCCCACUGCCGUCUGUGUUAUAGAAUUCCACAGAUUCACUGCUCUCUGACUAAAUAAAAUCUUCCUUAACUACUCUAAAAGGUCGCUCCUCAGUUUUGAGGCUGUGCCCUCUGUUAUGGCUACCCCACCAUACGAAAAGUCCUCUCCUCAUCCACCCUAUCUAGACCUUUCCACAUUCGGUGAGUUUCAGUGAGAUUUACCCCCCACUACCUGCAUUUAUUAAACGUAGGUCAGUGCAGGAGUACAGGCCCAAGGCUGGCAAACACUCCUCAUAUCUUAACCCCUUCAUUCCCGGAAUCAUCUUCUUGAGCAUCCUCUGGAUUCUCUCCAAUGACAACAUACCUUUUCUGAGAUAUGGGCCACAAAUACUCAAAGUGAGGCCUAAGUAGUGUCUUAAAAAGUAUCAGCAUUAUCUCCUUGCUUAUAUAUUCUACUUCACUUUAAAUAAAUGCCAGCCUUGCAUUUGCCUUCUUUACCACAGACUCAACCUGUAAAUUAACCUUCUGGGAGUCUUCCCCAAGGACUCAUAUUUCCUUCUGUACUUCUGUUGUUUGAACCUUCUCCUCAAUCAGAUAAUAGUUCAUAUCGUUACUUUUGCCAAAAUGCAUUAUCGUACAUUUCCCAAUAUUGUAUUCCAUCUGCCACUUUUUUGCCCAUUCUUCAAAUUUGUCUGUGUCCUGUUGCAAUCACAUUGCUUCCUCAGCACUACCAACGCCUCCAGCUAUCUUUGUAUCAUCCACAAACCUUGCCACAAAGCCAUCAGUUCCAUUUUCCAAAUCAUUGACAAACAAUGUGAAGAGUAGCGGACGGAACACUGACUCCUGAAGACCAUGAGUCACUGCUGGUGUUACGUAACCAGCAACAGUGAAUAUCAGUCAAGACAGGUUAUAUAAAAACAACCAAACAUUUACUAAACACGGAUAAACAAUAAAAAAAAAUGAAAACCUUAACCGGGAGUUAACCGCUAUGCAGCGGUUCAACAAAUUGUCACUCGGCACUGGUUCUGAAAGCGUUAAAUGCUUAAACAGUUCUUAAAGUGGUGAAGUCAGAUAUGGUUCUUAAAAUGGUAAAUUCGAAAGUCCAACAGAUUUAUACAUUCAAUUGGGAGAGACUUCUCUGGAGAAGGAUUUCUUCAUAGACUCGACUUUCCUGCUGGUUCUGCCCACAGGAUUCACAAUGCAGGAAAUAAACAGUUUAAAACAAAUGACCUUAAAUUCUUCUGGAGAGCAAAUCCCGCAUGAACUCCUUCCUCUUUUGGCAAGAGUUAUCUCGAUGCAGGUCACUACUCCUUCAACGAAGACUCAAUAAGGUCGAUCCUUUGUUAAAUUGCCGAACGAUGCCAACUCCUCUCAAUCCUUCGGGUCCUGUACUUCGAUGAAGUCUUCACUCUCCCGUACCACUGCUGGAAUAAGGUACAUCAACACAUCCAGCAAAAAUUUCCAGUCCAGCACUAUUGUGCCUUGCAACAGAAUGAAACUGCGUCAAAAACAAAUACGCAUCAGAAAGGGAGAGACAGACAUUCUAGCUGGAAAUCUAAGAACUAAAAACUAACUGCGUCAUCUGGGGUCUUCCCUUAUAUACCCGUGGUGCACAUGUCAUCACGUGACCUCAUCGGCGGGCAAACUACAUCAGGUGACCUCCAAAAGACCAUUACAUCAUUCUCACACACAAAAAAAAUCACAGAUCUCCUUGAAGCAUGUAACACUAGCCAUCCAGAAAAGGCUCCUUUUAUUUCCACUUCCUGCUUCUUGGCUGUCAGCCAUUCCUCUAUCCAUGCCAGUAUUUCUUCUGAUUUUGAUCCUGUUGAACAGUGUCAUGUGUGACGCCUUAUCAGAUGCCUUCCGAAAAUCUAAUUAAAUUACAUCCACUGCCUCUCGUUUGUCCAUCCUGGUUAUUACUUCCUCGAAGAACUUUAACAGAUUUGUCAGGCAAGUUUUCCCUGUACAGAAGCUAUGCUGGCUUUGAUUUAUUUUAUCAUUAGUCUUCUAGUACCCCCAAA